Hypoxylon fragiforme is the source of this 2947-nucleotide messenger RNA. Its product is annotated as glycoside hydrolase family 2 protein. Lineage: Eukaryota; Fungi; Ascomycota; Sordariomycetes; Xylariales; Hypoxylaceae. Gene Ontology annotation, biological process: carbohydrate metabolic process. The transcript has 3 exons. The record is from RefSeq and is a predicted model, not a curated record. The coding region runs from base 170 to 2845 and encodes 891 amino acids. Gene Ontology annotation, molecular function: hydrolase activity, hydrolyzing O-glycosyl compounds.
GGUGUUCCCUAGCGUAGGUACCUACCUGCCCGUCUGGUAGAAUGGAUAAUAUAGGUGCCUUCCAGUUCUUUAAAUGCAGUUUCUGUCCCACGGCUCUAUGGCUUCAAUAGCCUACCUACCUUUGUAUAAUAUUUUCUUUGCCUAGGUAGGUUAGGGGUUUCUCGCUAAUAUGCACCUGGGCCGACAACUGUUGGGGCUCAGCCUCAGCAUCAACACCCUUACCACCGCAGCACUGGUAACCGAACCCGGCGACGUCGCUGUCAUACCAUCGUGGAACAUCCAGUCGAGCGAGAAGGCCGGUGCGGACUUGGAAACGUUAUCCUUCCCUGGUGUUGACACUACCACGUGGCACCAAGUUGGCGUCUCUCGCUGCACUCUUCUGGGCUGUCUUAUAGAAGCUGGCGUCUACCGCGAGGACGGACUAUUCUUUUCCAAUGCCCUGGAGAAGUUCAACUCGAGCCAAUUCAAGGUCCCCUGGAUCUACCGACAGGAGUUCACUCUCGACCCCCCCGAGCCAGGCAGGCAUUACCAAGUCGUAACACACGGGAUCACCUCUCGGGCCGAUAUCUAUGUAAAUGGCCAGGAGAUCGCGAACAGCAAGGUCCAGGCAGGCGCCUACGUCGGGAAUUCUUACGAUGUCACGCAGCUCGCAAAGGAGACGAAUGCAAUAGCCGUACGAGUAUACCCUACGGAUUACAAUUACGAUUUUGCUCUGGGCUUCGUAGACUGGAACCCAUACCCCGGCGACCAGGGCACCGGCGUAUGGCGCAAUAUAGAAAUCAAGCAGACGGGGCAGUUCACACUAUCGCCGCUCCGGAUCACCACACAGACGAGUCUCCCAGUCGAGCAUUCCAGUGCACUCAUCAGCUUAAAAACGACGGUGACGAACUUGGAGGACACCGAAGCGACGGUGGAGCUAACGGCCACCAUAUCUCUCAACGGGGGCGAGAAAAGCUACGUGUUCCACGGAACGGUCGCGAUACCUCCGUCCGAAUCAAGGGAAGUGGCGCUGUCGACGGCGAUAAACGAACCCGAGAUCUGGUGGCCAAAGCAGUGGGGCGAGCAGCCCCUGUACACGGGUCAGUUAUUGGCAACCACCACCAACGGAACCGUUUCGGACAAGGUAGAACAGACUUUUGGUAUACGCCAGGUGACCUCAGAACUGAACGAGCAUAACGACACGGUGUUCUACGUCAACGGGUACCCCUUCCAAGUCAUCGGGGCGGGCUACUCCGCGGACAUGUUUCUACGCUGGGACAGUGCAAAAUUCACCUCGCAAGCCGCGCUCAUGCUCGACCUGGGCCUCAACACAGUCCGGCUCGAGGGCAAAAACGAGCAGCCGGAACUCUACGAGAUCGCGGACCGCCUCGGGUUGAUGGUGUUGGCGGGCUGGGAGUGCUGCGACAAGUGGGAGGCGUGGACGUACAACGAGGACCUCGCCGUCAAGGCCGAGUGGACGGACGCCGACUACGGGAUCGCGAACCGCAGCAUGUACCACGAGGCGGUCAUGCAGCAGGCCCACCCGAGCAUGCUGGGCCAGCUGGUCGGCAGCGACUACUGGCCCGACGACAAGGCGGCCGAGAUGUACUACUACUCGCUGAAAGCUGGGGACUGGCAGGCGCCCAUCAUCGCCUCGGCCUCCGAGCGCGGGUAUCCCAAGGUCCUGGGACCCUCGGGGCUGAAGAUGGCGGGGCCGUACGACUGGGUGCCGCCCAACUACUGGUACGACGUCGAGCCGGCGACGUCGGCGGAGCGCUUCGGCGCCGCGUUUGGGUUCGGGUCUGAGCUCGGUGCUGGCGUGGGCACGCCCGAGCUAGGCAGUCUGCAGAAGUUCCUCUCGGAGGCCGAUCUCGAGGAUCUCUGGAAAAGCCCGAACAAGGGGCUGUACCACAUGUCGACGAACGUGUCCUCGUUCUACAACCGCAAGAUCUACAACGCCGCGCUGUGGAAGCGCUACGGAGCGCCGUCGUCGUUGGAGGACUACCUGUUCAAGGCGCAGAUCAUGGAUUACGAGGCGACGCGAGCGCAGUUUGAGGGGUUCUCGGCGCUGUGGAGCGCGGAGAGGCCGGCGACGGGGCUGGUUUACUGGAUGCUGAAUAAUGCGUGGCCGAGCUUGCACUGGAACCUGUUCGACUACUACCUGCACCCCGCAGGAUCGUACUUUGGCGCGAAGGUGGGCGCGCGUAUCGAGCACGUGGCGUACAACUACCGAUCGCGGGCUGUCCAUCUGAUCAACCACUCGCUGUACCGAAAGGGGCCGAGAACGGUGGCAGUGGAUGUCAUUGACAAGAACGGCAAGGCGAUCUACCACACCAGCGAUGAUAUAGACACAGAGCCGAACACCAGCCAAGAAAUCAUAGAUCUCUCAGCAACCGUCACCAAACUCACGGGUACCGCUUUCUUACGUCUCGUCCUCUCGGACGACCAAGGCGCCGUGCUUAGCCGCAACGUGUACUGGCUCACCAACACCGUCGACACGCUCGACUGGGAGAACUCGGACUGGUUCUACACGCCCGUGACGGCGUACGUCGACUUUACGGCGCUGAACACCCUGCCCGCUGCCAACGUCUCCGCCACGACCCCGACGCUGUCGCUGCCGAAGCGGGGGGCCAAGACCAAGACCAAGGUCGUGCUCGAGAACCACUCCGCCGUCCCGGCGUUCUUCGUCAGGCUCGAUUUACUUGAUAAGGAUGGCGAGUACGUUUUGCCGGUGUUCUGGUCCGAUAACUAUGUUACCUUGUGGCCAAGGGAGAGAGUUGAGCUGUUUGUGGAGGGGGAGGGCGCGGUGAGUGUAAGGGUUGGUGGGAAGAAUCUGAGACGAACGGAGGUGGCUUUGGAAAGUUGAGCCGCUGCAAAGGAAUCCAUUGUGUACAUAGGUACAGCUAGUUUACCUCUUGUAUCUUUAAUUUGAAUACUGCUAUGUAAAAAUAUGAGUAUGACUCUUAGA